Culex pipiens pallens (northern house mosquito) is the source of this 524-nucleotide messenger RNA. RefSeq names its product 40S ribosomal protein S20 (gene RpS20). Gene Ontology annotation, biological process: translation. Lineage: Eukaryota; Metazoa; Arthropoda; Insecta; Diptera; Culicidae. Gene Ontology annotation, molecular function: structural constituent of ribosome. Gene Ontology annotation, cellular component: cytosolic small ribosomal subunit; ribosome. The record is from RefSeq and is a predicted model, not a curated record. Bases 157 to 519 code for a protein of 120 amino acids. The transcript has 4 exons.
GCGUUUCUCCUGUGCUCGCGGUUUGACAUUUCGUCCCUCGACUCGUCCAUUUCGUUUACUGCCACCGCAGAGUAAAGUUUGGACUGGUUCAGCGCUGGUCAAAAAAGUUUGAUUAUCUCGACCAGGACAAGUGAAAAUCCACGAAAAUCGUGCAAAAUGGCCGCCACUGGAAAGGACAUCGAGAAGCCCGUUGCCGAGGCCGCGACCGUUCACCGGAUCCGCAUCACGCUGACCUCGCGCAAUGUCCGCAGCCUGGAGAAGGUGUGCGCUGACCUGAUCAGCGGCGCCAAGAAGCAGAAGCUGCGCGUUAAGGGCCCGGUUCGCAUGCCGACCAAGAUCCUGCGUAUCACGACCCGUAAGACGCCUUGCGGUGAGGGUUCCAAGACUUGGGAUCGUUUCCAGAUGCGCCUGCACAAGCGUAUCAUCGAUCUGCACUCGCCGUCCGAGAUCGUCAAGCAGAUCACCUCGAUCAACAUCGAGCCCGGUGUAGAGGUCGAGGUCACCAUCGCCGACCCUUAAGCUGG